AUGCUAAGCGAACAGCCUGGUCUGUUCGCACAGGUCGCCAACACCAGCUGCUGUAGUCGCCGAUACUCCAGCAGCAUCCAACAACGACGACUCGGUCUCCGAAACCAGCGUCGUGGAAGUCGUCGCCGCCACUCCAAGAAGGUCCGCAAGACAACUGGAGCUGGAACUGCCGUCGCGAUCAAACAAGAAAGCAAGCCUGCCGGGAAUGACAGCUCGAAGCUCGAUGCCGACAAGCCUGUUGUUCUAGUUCGAUGCCGUCCAGCUCAAGAUAGCAGUCGCAACCUCACAGUCGAGAUGGUCGGGAAGCGUUGGUUCACGGACUUCCUUACAACCACCAGGUCGAAGACCGUGGUCUGA
Seminavis robusta is the source of this 357-nucleotide messenger RNA. The record is from the annotation of a GenBank genome assembly. NCBI's taxonomy places the organism in Eukaryota, Bacillariophyta, Bacillariophyceae, Naviculales, Naviculaceae.